UAGGUGUACUAACAUAUUUCCCCUUUAAGCCCACACGUUUUUCAUUCUUCCAUUUCUCUCAAUCCUGAGAUAGAUCUAGGGUUUUUUUUGUCCCCUCAUCACUCCUCUUUCUUAUGGUGAAAGUUCAGUAGAUCGAGCUCUCUAUCCGGCUCCGACUCACGAUCACGAUCUCCAUCUUGGCUCAAAGCUCCGAUUCACGAUCGUAAUCUCUAUCCGGCUCUCUCCAUCUUGGCUCAAAGCUCUCGAUCAAUCCGAUUUGAAGAUUAAUUUUAUCUGUAAGUUUCGUUCAGACACCUAUUUUGCACUCUGGUGAGUCUUAUUUGAUUCCCUCUUUCCUUACCUUGCUACUUUCCAUAAAUUGGUUUCCACUGUUUCUUGUGUUUAAUUAUUCUUUUGCAAACAUGGAUUGAUUAUAAAUUUAUAUACAGAUUUGAAAAGGUAAAAAUAAAAAAGGUGAGAUAAAAGUAAAUGAAAUAUAAGUUAAUAUAAGUGAUAAAUAAGUGUGAAUAUUACACAAAAAUGUUUGUUGGUCCAUCACAUUAAUCGACAUUGACUUCAUCUUUCUGAAUGGUUAUGGUUUUGUACAGUAUAGGUUCUGUCAGUGUUUGAUUUUUACAAAGAAUGUUACGUUUCUUUUUCCAUAAGAUACAAUACGUAUCAUACGAUUUUGACUACACUGCCUGUGGUUUAGUUGGAUUCUUGGCAUGAUCAAAUCCAAAUCCAACAUGAUCUUAUUUUAUAUAGUUACAAGUUUUCAGAAUAUAUUAAAUAUUUUAGUUUUUUAUAAGGUAGGUAAUGCGAAGUGGGUAUUGGUUGACCUGUUUACCAAAAAAUAGAUAUUUGGUUGCAUAGUUUUGACUGCUCUUUAGUGUGCAAGAGCAUCUCCAGAAGCCUCUCUAUUCCUCCAUAUUUGUUACUAUAGCUAGCUUGGAAGGGUAAAUGAUGGCUCCAGCAGACUCGCCCAAGCAUCCCUAAGAUGAUUGUGAGCUACGGUACCUCGCCAGGACAAGCGAGAACACAAUUUAAUGCUGUUGCAUAAUGGCCUGUCAACUCUUUGAUAAAAUGCUUAUAAGUAAUGGGUAUCAAAGAUCUUCUCAAGUUCAUGAAACCCCAUAUUGAACCCAUUCACAUCAAGAAGUAUGCGGGCAAGCGGGUGGGUAUUGAUGCUUAUUCACGGCUUCACAAAGGAGUGAGUAUCACUCCAUCAACAGCACAUCAACUGAUUCAGAUUAUGAGAUCAGAGAACAUUGAAUUUGUAGUAUCUCCGUGUGAAGCUGAUGCACAAUUAGCAUACCUAUCCAGCCUAGAAGCAGAAAAAGGUGGAAUUGUAGCAGUGACUUCAGAGGACAGUGACCUACUGGCAUAUGGCUGUCCAACUGUUGUCUUCAAGAUGGACCGCUAUGGCAAUGGUGAAGAGAUAGUGCAAAACAAGGUUUUUGAGUCUGCAUCUCGUGUGCCUUCCUUCCAAUGUUUUGAUAAAGAACUUUUCACAGGCAUGUGCGCUUAGCUGGCUGCGCUUUUCUUCCAUCUGUUCCUGGAAUUGGAAUUACGAAAGCUUAUUCUUUGGUUUCCAAGUACCGGAACUUGGAUCGUUGUGCACUCUUUUGGAAUAAUUGCUUUGAAAAAACCUAGAACCUAGAUAGUUCUUUCAUAACCAAGUGAGACUUUUCUUCAAUUUUGCCAUUUGGUGAGUUGAAAUCUUCAGAUUCAGUGCUCUCUAGACUGAAGUGUUAGUGAAAAAUUGUGGCAAUUUAUUAGAAUUAAUGAUAUCAAAUAUUAGGUACAAUUAUAGAAAUGAAAAAAAUGGUACAUUGGCUUAUUUAGACAUUUGAACACACCGAAGGAUAGAUUUAUGGUAACCUAUGUAUGUUUUGGUUGCUUAAGUUGUAUCACACACAAGAUUCUAUUUGAUUUCUCUUGUCUAUUCACUUUUGAUAAGAUGUCGUGAAUCAAAUAUAUGGACUUCUACAAGAAAAACAUAAAUGCAUCUAGGAAAUUAUAAAACAAAAAAAAAAACAGAACUGAGUGAGAUUUUAUAGAGAAUUUGAUAGAAUCUAUGAAUUCAAGAAUCAAAGAAUUUGUUAGUAUAAAAAAAGAGGAACAACCAGUGGGUCUUGAGAGGCACUGCUCAAGAUCCCUGUUUGGCAUUCAUUAGAGCAGAACCCAAAUACACUCAAAUUCAUAUAUAAUCUUUUAUUAAAUGUCUUGUUUCUCAAAUAAUAUUGUCAUUUUUUACAAGUGCAUAUCUUGAGUUUUAGAUCACUUUUUUGUUUUAUUAUUAAAUUAUUCUAGCUUAAGAAAGUUUGAAAUCAUUCAUGCCUUGAUGAUUUAUUUUGGCUUCUAGAAGGGUAUCAAUAUCUUUUGUAGCUUUAUACUAUUUGUGUGGAGAAUCAAAAUAAUUAUGUCAUUUUUGGUGGCUGUGGGGAAAGGAUUGGGGCAGUUUAACAACUGGAUAAAUUACAUUAUUUUUGGUGUGAUCUAAAUGUAAGUUUAUAAAUUAAUUAGUAAGUUUAUUCAUAUGAUUCUGACGGUUUUUAAAUUAAUUUGUUUUUUUAUU
This is a messenger RNA of Camellia sinensis, 2557 nucleotides long. Lineage: Eukaryota; Viridiplantae; Streptophyta; Magnoliopsida; Ericales; Theaceae. The record is from RefSeq and is a predicted model, not a curated record.